Messenger RNA from Rhinichthys klamathensis goyatoka, 2834 nucleotides. It is a transcript of the gene nyap2a, whose product is annotated as neuronal tyrosine-phosphorylated phosphoinositide-3-kinase adaptor 2a. The record is from RefSeq and is a predicted model, not a curated record. The coding region runs from base 558 to 2750 and encodes 730 amino acids. Gene Ontology annotation, biological process: phosphatidylinositol 3-kinase/protein kinase B signal transduction; neuron projection morphogenesis. The transcript is spliced from 7 exons. NCBI's taxonomy places the organism in Eukaryota, Metazoa, Chordata, Actinopteri, Cypriniformes, Leuciscidae.
GUGUGACGGCAACCGCGGCAGCAGCAGCAGCAGGGGAGGACGGAUCAAAGAGAUUGUAGGACACGAUGCAUUUAGCAGCCUAACAUCUCUACGCACACACUGCAGCCGGCAAAAGGAGAACACGCUCAUACUACGCGCAUCUGCACGCAGCCCACCCCACACACACACACACACACACACCACGCGUGUGUGGGGACAGCGCAGAUGAAACAACCACCAAAGGGAGGUGUGGAUCAUUCCAGAAGCGUUUGGUAGGGGAGGGGACAGCCUUGGUGGCCGUAGCCCAGCAGGAGCGGUCGUAGGUGGGCAAGGGUCGGACAGUUUUCUUCAGAGCUCUGGAAACGCCAAAGAUGGACAUGUCCUUCAUCUCCCUCUUCCUCACGGCAGUGUCUGCUUCCUCCGAGCCGCGUCGCUGUCGCCGGGCUUGUCUGUCAGCCGUGUGCGUGUCCGCAGGGGGAUUCGGUAACGUGCGGUGUUGAGAAACGCACACACAGAACACACCUGGAGAUCAGCUGUUCCGAUUCACUGAUACCGCAGUCUCUCUGCUGUGCUGAAGGAUGGAUUCAGGGGAAGACGAGUGCACCCGUUUCCUACAGUACGUGGAGGACAGUGGUCUGAGGGCGUAUGACGAGCUGGUUAUCCAGAACGCCUCCGACAUCGCUCGAGAGAGCGACCGUGUCCGCAACCACACACAAUGGACAUACCUACAGGAGAAAAACCAGAAGAAGAGACGGCAGGAGGAAGCUAUCAAGAGGAUUGGUGAGGAUGUGGCCCGUGCGACAGAAGGAGGGGGAUAUGCAGGCAAACACUUUCGUAUGGGCUUCAUGACGAUGCCGGCCCCUCAGGACCGCGUUCCUCCUCCCUGCGGCCUGGGCUUCACCGUACGCUCACAGUCUCUGCACUCGGUGGGAGGGGGAGAGGAGGAGGGGAGUCCCACCUCACGAAAACAGCCCCCGCCCAAACCCAGACGAGAUCCCAACACCAAACUCAGCACUUCCUCAGAGACCGUCAACACUGGGCUCAGCACAGGGAAGAGCGGGAAGGAAACAGACAAAUGUGACGCAUCUAAAUCCCGCCCCUGCAGUGAGGAGUACCGUCGCAUGCCUCCGCCAAAACCCAAACGCAACCCCAACACGCAGCUCAGCACGUCCUUUGACGAGUCUUACAUUCAAAACCACUGCAGCAAGGUUAAGUCUGCCUCUCUGCCGCGACAACACAAAAAGAAGUCGGCGUCUCAGAAUCAAAGCCCCGCCCCCGCCACUGACGAUGAGGCGGAGCCUGUUUAUAUAGAGAUGGUGGGGAAUAUCUUACGGGACUUCAGUCGAAUUGCCGGAGCUAAUGGCGAUGAAGAGGAUGACCAAGGUGAAAGUGUGUAUGAGGAGAUGAAAUAUCCUGCUUAUGACGAUUUGCCUUCAUCCUUAGACCACGGCCAGUCACGAUGGGAGCAGUGUCCCACUCCUUUGGUGCCGGAGGUAGAACUUACACGACCCACUACUCCACGUGGUUCACUCUGUGACAUUCCCGCCCCGUUCCCGAAUCUGCUUUCCCACCGCCCUCCUCUACUAGUGUUCCCACCUGCACCAGCCCAGUGUUCCCCCAACUCUGACGAAUCUCCUCUUACUCCUCUGGAUGUCACCAAACUGCCCAUGUUGGACAACGUCGGAUAUGUCAAACCUGGUGCAUCCCCAACUAGCGCUGACCCUGGACCACAGCUGGAGGCUCAGCAGGUGUCUGGUAAACACCACCACCACCACCACCAUCAUCAUAAGAAGAAGUCAGCAGAGACUAAGGAGCAACAAACAAUCACAGCAUCAGGACGGUCCUCCGCUCCACCCCUGACAUCUACGCUGUACAAAAGCGGUGGGUCGUCCGCGGCACACGGGUACCCCCGGAGCCACUCCGCCUGCCCGUCCCCCGUCAGUAUGGGUCGUGCGUUAACGCCACUCACCCUGAAGCGCCCCCCGCCGUACGAUGCCCUCAUGACCGGGACGAUUCCUCGCAGCGCUUCCGGAGUUGCACACGGAUCACGUGAAAGCGGGCGGCUCUCGAAUUCCUCUAGUGUGCACGGGGGCUCCAUGCAAAAUGUCUCCACUGCUUCGGGUUCAAGCUCAGGGUCGGGAGGUCGAGGCUGUCGUACACCAACCAGUCCUCUGGAUGAGCUCAGCAACUUGUUCUCUUCCGGACGCAACAUGCUGAAGAAAGGUUCUGGAAGCCGUAAGAACAAAGACUCAGCAGAUGGUGAAAGUAAAGGCAGAAGUGACAGUAGGGACAGAGCCCUUCGUAGCUCUUCUCCGAAAUCACAGGAUUGGGAAACGCCCACAGGACAAUCAGCCACGCCCACAGCCACGCCCAGUCGUCUUGGCCGCUCUUCCGUCAGCCCGACCACCAUGCUUGGGGAAACAAAAGCCGGGUGUAAACUUGGCCGCUCCGCAUCCACGUCAGGAGUCCCGUCCCCUAUGGGAACGCCCCAAAGACACGCCCCCGAUGCCUCCGCCCACCAGUGCGGGACCCCGUUCCAGAUGCCCCCAAUGCCCUGGGCAUGUGGGGACAGCACCAUGAUGGAGAUGAUUGAGAAGAAACGUCACCUGUGCAAGGAGAUCAAAUCCAGACAGAGACCUUCAGACAAAGCCCUGUGCAAACAGGACAGCAUGCCCAUCCUGCCCAGCUGGAAGAAGACCAACGGGGGCAAAAAAUACGGGCCCCCUCCGUACUCCACCCAAACCACUGUCUUCUGGGACACUGCUAUUUAAAGGGUGACCAGCAAACUACGGCCAUGGAGAUGCACAGACUGAGGGGGCGUGUCCAAAUAUUGAUUGACAGCUAGCAGGAAGUAG